CCUGUUGCAGAACUUAUCCUGUAGCUUUGUGCUCCUUUUAUCCUUGAUCCCGUAGGUUGUACAUCGGAGACACGUGAAAAUGGUAUAUCCGUGGUUUCAUUCCAUUCCAGUAUUUGAGCCCAUUAUCGCUAAACAUAUAAUGCAUCGGACGGGUGCUGUCAAUAUAGAAAUGUAUUUAUUGCACGCGUUCAUACAAAGCGUAGUUCAUUGAUGUUAGGAAAUCCCAUUUCCUACUUGCAGUGCAUCAAUUGCGGCUGACCUGCUUCAACUUGUGGCUGACGAGGCAUGUAUAAAUCAUGUCACGGACUGGACUAAUGCGUACCUCCAGCAACCAUAGUCUAGAUUACUUCCAGCCUGUCCUCGCUUCUCCAUAGAUAUUUCCUCAAGUGACCAGCUCCUCGAUCCUCCUCCUCCCCCUAGUCAAGUGGCAAACCCCAACAGAGACAUUUCAAGUUGGAAUCGCAGCUUGUUUUCUUCGAAUUUUACAUGUCAAGGAAUAUGUCAUCGAAAGAACACGACGCCAUGAAGCUCCUAGCAAAGGUCGCGGAUGCAUUCGACAAUCCACUGGCAAAGGAAUUCUACAAGACCAUCCGUUUGAACUCGAUCGCCACACAUCAGCCACAAACAAAUCGCUCCGAGCCCAAUAAAUUCGUUCAUCCAGCAAGGUUGCGCCUCCGUGAUUCUUUAAUCGAUUUUAGCCAUGCCUUCGAUGAACUCGACAUCAUGAACUUGACAGAUGUAUCCUUUCUCUCUCAGUGGACUUCCACCUCGGAAAUAUCAGUAUGUUUCCCCCGUAACUUAGGCAUAGAUGAACAGGGAGACGUGUCAGAAGACGAUCUAGAUGAGGAAUAUACCUCUUCUGAAGAGUUGAUGAAAGCGUUAUCCACUGGUAGUCCUCUUGAUAGGCUGAUUCAGCUUGCUCGCGUGGAGCUCAAACAAAGUGGAUGGUUUGAAAGAUCAGACAAAUGGCUAAUACUCGAUUCCGGUCUUUCUGGUCCUGUAACUCCAGUAUCUAAGUCACUUUCAACGCCUCCAACGCCUUUCAAGAGCAUGGUGUUCCUCCCCACACCUCGCAGUUCCAGCGGCUCUUACUUGAUGCCUGUCUCUGCCUUUGGGUCUACCAUUCCCAACUGCAAGUACGACGAGCCAGGUGUAUUCGAUGGCGACUUUCUUGAUGUUUCAAGUCUGCUCUACGAUAAACCUUUGCCUUCCAUACAAGAACCUGCACGAAAACCGUUUGGUCGCGUCAAGAAAUUUGUUAAGAAGGUUAUAGCUUCUUCGGGUGCGAAUACCGCUGUGGCCACUGCUAAGAUCAGACACUCGAUGCUCUUGCGGACUCCACCAGGGCCUACGGCUGCAUCACAAUCGAGUGGAAGCUGGACAGCAGCAGGGUGGACAACGUUAUCUUCGCAACAUAGCCAGACGCAUUCCCCCACACCUUCACCAAGCUUCAUCCUCAUGGAUCCCACCACCGCGAGCAAUGCCCCAGACCCGAUACUAAAUUCUGUUCUCGAAAAAUCUCGGACUGCAGCAGCAUUCGAUUCAGUGCUACCUGAUGAACUAUCGUACUUGGUCACCGCCUUUUCUCCUUCUCAGACUCCAGCCUUGCGUUCAAAAGCAUAUCUCGUGCUAGCAGCAUUUUGUCAAGGCGUCAGAACAUCUUCAUCAGAAAAUGCAGGAAAGAAUCAGGAAGGCUCCCAUGACCUAGCUACGAAAUCUCUCACCGAAGUCUUUCAUCCACACAUUGUAGCUUACUUCACCAAAUACCAGGAGAGCGAUAUAUUGGAUGUCGUAUCCUUCUUGACUGCCUUAUUUCAGGUUGACUGGCAAUCCGCCUCGUCUUUGUUCCAAAUGGAGGGAUUCGUCGAUUUCGUGACAGAUGCUCUUGAUCUUUGCUCAUCCCCUCAAGUAUUUCUCGAAGUCGCCCACCUCCUUGGCCAGGCCAGUGGUUACAAACCAUGUCGCGCCGUAAUCCCCUCUGAACUAACUCAAUGGCUGGAGUCCAAAUCUCGUCAGACGAAAGAUAGUGCUCUUCGAGCGGCUGCUAGUGUCUCUCUGGUCAAGAUGUCGCAUGGAUCUGCCGCAGAUACAGCCGCAGUCUCCACCGGCACGACUAAUGUGUCACAACUCGCAGCGAAUGAUGAAGAACUGGCAAAGACUUUGAAGGGCAUGGUUAUUAGCGGGAUUAGCUCGUCUUCCCAAAAUGAUACAAUCGAGGGCCUGGCUUAUCUUAGCGUCAACCCUGUGGUGAAGGAAAGUCUGGCAUACGAUUCAGUUUUUCUGACCAAGCUUUUUUCACUGUUCCCUCGUCGCCAACCGUCUUCCGACUCAACAUCGCUCUAUGGAAUUCUCGUCAUCAUAUCCAACCUAUGCGCUUACAAACCUCAGUUAAGCGAAGAGCAAGCUCAGAUGGAGAAACUGAAACGAAUGACAAAGCCUGGAGAGAAGUCUGCCAAAGUAGGAGCUCAUGAUGCGCUUGAAGAUGACGCUCGCGUCAAAGCAAGGGCCAAAUCACUGGUUGCCCAAGGUGCGCUGGGUGUGCUAGCAAUUGCAUCGAGGAUGGAGAGUCAGGGGGUAAGAGUCACUGCUGGCAAAGCUUAUCUCAGUUUGGCGCAGGAUCAAGAAAACAGAGGGAAGAUUAUGCAGAGUGGCGGCGCAAAAGCGUUGAUAAGUCUGAUACGACAUUCGCUAGCCUCAUCUCAUUCCUCGCAGCCAAACGCGAGUUCACUCGACGUCAACGAUCUCAAUGCAAUACAGGCUUUGGCGAAGCUCGCCAUCACAGCUUCUCCAUUCCAGGUUUUUGGCCCCAACGAGGGUGCCAUAUAUGAUGCAGUCAGGCCAUUUUGUCAGCUGCUCCUUCACGAUUCUUCUACGCUUCUACAGCAGUUCGAGGUGAUGAUGGCGCUGACCAAUAUAUCUUCGUAUACCGCUGAAUGUGCCGCUCGCGUCGGUAAAGCAGACGGCCUACUCAACAAGGUGGAGGCCUUCAUAUUGUCCGAUCACACACUUGUUCGGAGAGCCGCUGUGGAGCUUAUCUGCAAUCUUAUUGCAGGGUCGGAAGAGGUCUUCGAGAAGUACGGUGGGAAGCAGUCCAAGGCAGCACAGUCGAAGCUUCAGCUCCUAGUAGCCAUGUCAGACGUAGAAGAUAUGCCAACCAGGCUAGCAGCAUCCGGUGCCUUGGCUACGGUAACAAGUGCUCCAAGCGCUUGUCAUGCUCUGUUCGAACUACAAAUGGAUCGUCACCGUGUAUUCCCUAUACUCGCACGUCUAAUCGAUCCUUCACUUAUUUUGGAAAAUGAGUCAGACGAGGAAAGCGAUGAAGAGAUAGAGUCAGAAAGCAGUCCAGGCUUGGUUCACCGAGGGAUGAUCUGUAUUCGCAACGUACUGCUCAACAGCAAGGAUUCUUUCUCAAGAGAGAUGAUCGUCUCAGAAUCAGAAACGGCUGCACUCAAAUUAGUCGUCGCCAAAAUACUCAAAGGAGAAGUUGGACCACCCGACACGACGAUAACCAAAGUUGCGAUAGAAGUGUUGCAGUUUCUAACGGUAAAUAAUAAGUGAUAGUGAUAUAUUAUAUUGGAUUUGUUGCGUUUGAUAAGUCAUGAAGUGAGUUACUUGGACUGGUUUGUUUCCGAGAUAUUUCCUUCACAAACCCCUUCACCUCGUUGAUCUCAUAGUUUCUUCAUCGGCUAUUCGUCCCCCAGCCGUGAUCCUGCGAACCCUCGAACUUGGCACCAAAAUCUUUCCAACCAACUAGUCUCAACGUCGACUUCAGUGUUUUUAUAAGGAUAUCAAGGUCCCCAGGUGCACAGUGACGCUGUGGCCAGUCCUGUACCCAAGCCUAAGUUCUACUACAUCAACCAUGUCUGUCACUCAAGAAACGCAAAUUUUCCAUGUAACACAAUCGUCGUGAUUUGCACACAGUCAUCGAGGCCGGGUAUAAACCCGAUGUUAUCCGCGUUAUAGGCGCUGAUCUUCAGAUGCCUUAUUAUGCCAUUGAUGUUCCUUGGGGACUGUUUUGCUUUGAUAUGCCGGCCUUUUCUCCUCUGCUUUGGGAUGUUUUUCUUCAGGUGCCUUGCUUCGCCACUUGCGCUCCUUCUCCUUGGGGGCUGUCUUGCUCUGAGACAUUCUACUUCUUUCAUCUGAUCUAUUCGUUUUUUGUGAUUCUUGUGUAUUUCUUUUCCAUCCGCCUCUUUCUUCAAAUUUUCCUCCCUGUCCUCGCUCGCCUGCUUUCCGCUGUUUCCAGUGAGGCUGAGGUUGCCAUGGCUGCUUACUCUUCCAUGGCUUCGUCUCGCCCGAGGCCCCACGAGCAGAUUUAUCCCCCACUUUCGGCCCAUUUGCCGUUGGAUGGCCUCGAUAUACUGAUGGCCCAUUUCCUAGCUUUACAUCAGUUAUCACUUUGGUCUUUUGACUAUGCAUCAUACCAGUCUGGGUAUUUUGGACCCUACGUGCCAUCUCUUGCUGGUUAGUCAAAAUGUCAAGUAAUGCAUUG
Molecule: messenger RNA, 4489 nt
Organism: Serpula lacrymans var. lacrymans S7.9
Lineage: Eukaryota; Fungi; Basidiomycota; Agaricomycetes; Boletales; Serpulaceae
Exons: 8
Coding region: 487-3558 (1023 amino acids)
Source: RefSeq, a predicted model, not a curated record